UUUAAUUCAAUUUUAACUAAUUAUCUUUCAUUAUUUCUUAUCAUUGUACAAUGUCUGCUCCAACGUAUGUAUUCUUUAAAUUUCAUCAAUUGAUAGCUUUGAGGUUGAGUUGAGUCCGAUUCGUUCAAGGAUGAAUUUUUUUCCUGUUCUCUCGCCCCUCUUUUCUGGUGAACUUGCUUUAACCGUGGUCCAAGUCAAUUGAAUAUAUAAUGGACUUGAUUUCACCUUUUGGUGAGAUAAUUGAAUUAUCAAGAGAUACUUUUAAAGCAAGUACCAACUAGGGAGGAAGGAAAAAUAAUUAUUAAUUGCUCUGAUUCGGACUUGUCUGCCCGUGGGAAAAUAUGUCGACAAUGUCUCAAAUAACUGCGAUCAAUCGAUUAUCUAAGCUUAAUAAUGAAUUGACAGGCAAUAGAACUAUGGGUACUAACAAGAAACAUAGUGGUGAUAUCGGUUUAAUUGGUUUGGCCGUUAUGGGUCAAAAUUUGAUCUUAAAUGCCGCCGACAAAGGAUUUACUGUUGUUGCUUAUAAUAGAACUGUUGCUAAAGUUGAUCACUUUUUAGAUAACGAAGCAAAGGGUAAAUCAAUCAUUGGUGCUCAUUCUAUUCAAGAAUUGGUUGAUAACUUGAAAAGACCAAGAAGAAUUAUUCUUUUAGUUAAAGCUGGUAAACCAGUUGAUGAUUUCAUUAACCAAUUAUUACCUUAUUUAGAAAAAGGUGAUAUUGUCAUUGAUGGUGGUAAUUCUCACUUCCCAGAUUCCAAUCGUCGUUACACUGAAUUAAAUGAAAAGGGUAUUCUUUUCGUUGGUUCUGGUGUUUCUGGUGGUGAAGAAGGUGCUCGUUAUGGUCCUUCUUUAAUGCCUGGUGGUCAUCCAGAUGCUUGGCCUCACAUUAAAGAAAUUUUCCAAUCAAUUGCCGCUAAAUCUGAUGACGAACCUUGUUGUGAUUGGGUUGGUGACGGUGGUGCCGGUCAUUACGUUAAAAUGGUUCAUAAUGGUAUUGAAUAUGGUGAUAUGCAAGUUAUUUGUGAAGCUUAUGAUUUAUUAAAACGUGUUGGUAAAUUUUCAAAUAAAGAAAUUGGUGAUGUUUUCGCUAAAUGGAAUAAUGGUGUUUUAGAUUCUUUCUUGGUUGAAAUUACUAGAGAUAUCUUAUAUUAUAAUGAUCCAACUGACAAUAAACCUUUAUUAGAAAAAAUUUUGGAUACCGCUGGUCAAAAAGGUACUGGUAAAUGGACUGCUAUUAAUGCUUUAGAUUUAGGUAUGCCAGUUACUUUAAUUGGUGAAGCUGUUUUCUCUAGAUGUUUAUCCGCUUUAAAAUCUGAAAGAACCAGAGCUUCUUCCAUCUUAACUGGUCCAACUGUUGAAGGGGAAUCCCCAAUUCAAGAUAAACAAAAAUUUGUUGAUGAUUUAGAACAAGCUCUUUAUGCCUCCAAGAUUAUUUCUUAUGCCCAAGGUUUCAUGUUAAUCAGAGAAGCUGCUAAAGAAUAUGGUUGGAAAUUAAAUAACCCAGCUAUUGCUCUUAUGUGGAGAGGUGGUUGUAUUAUCAGAUCUGUUUUCUUGGGUGAAAUCACUUCUGCUUAUAGAGAAAACCCAGAUUUAGAAAACUUAUUAUUCCAUCCUUUCUUCAAUGAUGCUAUUACCAAAGCUCAAAAAGGUUGGAGAGCCACCAUUGGUAAAGCUGUUGAAUUUGGUGUUCCAGUUCCUGCUUUCAGUACCGCUCUUUCUUUCUACGAUGGUUACAGAUCAGAAAAAUUACCUGCUAACUUAUUACAAGCUCAAAGAGAUUACUUUGGUGCCCACACUUUCCAAGUCUUACCAGGUGAAGAAAAUGAUUUCCUCAAGAAAGGUGAAUGGAUCCACGUUAACUGGACCGGUAGAGGUGGUAACAUUUCUGCUUCUACUUAUGAUGCUUAGAUUCAAUUCACUCUUCAUAAAUUUACUUUACAUAUAUGAUUUUAUACUGAGGAUACUUUGAAUUGUUCUCAUCUGGGUUGAUUUCUUACAUAUUUUGUAAUAAAAACAUUUACGUUUAAUUGAACAGAUUUUUUUGUAGUUUGAUUAUCCUCCACGAUUAUUGUGUUUCCUCCACGAUUAUUGUGAUUAUCCUCCACGAAUAUUGUGAUUCUCCUCGAAUCGGCUAGUCCCCCACGGAAAUAUUCCCCACUUGAUCAAUGAAAGAGCGGAAUUAUUCACUCCGACUCCGCACCGAGAAUGAAUUGAAUAUUGAAUCAGUUGUUUAUUGAAGUUAUUUCCAUUCACCAAUUGAGAUAAUAGGAAAUGGGUACAAGCAAGUAUCAAUUAAAACACAAACAAAAAGGAUUAGAUAAAAAGGAAUACUUAU
This is a messenger RNA of Hyphopichia burtonii NRRL Y-1933, 2337 nucleotides long. It is a transcript of the gene GND1, whose product is annotated as phosphogluconate dehydrogenase (decarboxylating). Gene Ontology annotation, molecular function: NADP binding; phosphogluconate dehydrogenase (decarboxylating) activity. Bases 351 to 1910 code for a protein of 519 amino acids. Gene Ontology annotation, cellular component: cytosol. Gene Ontology annotation, biological process: pentose-phosphate shunt; pentose-phosphate shunt, oxidative branch. The record is from RefSeq and is a predicted model, not a curated record. NCBI's taxonomy places the organism in Eukaryota, Fungi, Ascomycota, Pichiomycetes, Serinales, Debaryomycetaceae. The transcript has a single exon.